AUGGACGCAAGAGGUCCUCUCAAAGGCACAUUCGACCGUCUCUGCACCGUGUACGGCACGAAACUAACAGCGUGGAAGUACUACAAGAACUUGAAGAAAAUUAGACCAGGGGCAGACGAUACGGCCCUACCGGACGGCUACAUGAGUAUAUGCGCUUUUAUCGCAGCGGAAAAUACAUGCAACUUUGACGUAACUUUCAGGAGUGCUUACGCCCAAGCUGAGCUAAAGAGCGAAGUCCAGUUCUGGCGUCACCUGGACGAGGUCGAAGAAAUACUGCUAGCUGCGAAUAACAACACUGAACAACCUCGCAUUUACUACAGCCGACUGUCUACUUUCGAUCCUCCCUGCCCACAUUGCAGACAAAACGAUACGAAAUGUUAUCGCGUUCAUGCUGUGGGGGGAAAGAGAACAAGCAAGAAGUGCAACCCUUGCUUCCAAGCGCAUCGACCAUGUACGCCUAUCCGUAAUGAGGACGAGGAUUCUGAAAAUGACUCUAAAUGGUCGCCACCGAGGAAAAAGAAGUCCAUUGAGGAACGCUGCAACAGGAUAGAAAAACGGGAAGAGAAGCAGACUCAGAAGCGACAGACAAUGAGCACAGAGUGCCCCAAAUUGCCGCCUUUCUCUGGCAGCUUUCCUGCUAACCGGACUCAAGAGCCUUCUUCCUCCUCUUCCUCCUCCUCUGAACCUCCUGCUGUCAGUCGAUUCACGUCCUCCUCUUCGAAGCAAACCAGUGUCCGCUCAGGGACUGCCAAUAAGGCCCGUCCCUCCCAAAGUUCUUCAUCUAAAGCUGCGACCAAGCCUGGGGCCGUCCCAGCGGAGCCUACAGCCACGCAGUCACUAGACCCCUCACAAGGCCCCUCACGACGCCCUGCAGAUAACGAACGGCAGCCAUUAAUCUCAAGUAACAUGCCACCCGACGGUAAGACUUCACCGGCACCUUCUCUGAAUGCUUUUCGAAAGCCUGGUCCUGGUCGCUCUUCACAAGGAUUUGUGACCUCUACACCAGCCGUCAGGCAGUCAACCCCCCCUGACGAGAAGCGUGCCACCGACUCAAUGCUGGUCACCGGUCCUUUUUCCAUGCCAUUGCAGCCCGUCAAGCCACAUUCGUCUACGGGUGGCGUCAAGAACGAACGCUCCAACAAUAGCCCCGGCCAGAGUAGCGGCCGCGCAUCUACCACGUUUCCCGUCAUACCAUCUGCCGCACCGACCUCCGCGAGUAAACAGGAGCGCCCCGUCAAACCGUCCGGAUCCGGGCUCGGAUCAGAGAGUGCUCGGAGCCGACGAGCUUCUGCAGCUCAGGUACCAACCGCACAGCGAUCCCAGGCUCAAAUUACGCCUUCCGUACCCGCGCCACAAAACCAGCCGCCUGAGGUUCCGCAUUUCAGCUUUACUCCGGUGAACGGCUUGAGCGGCUAUGGCGGCGUCGAGAUACCGACAACCCUGGAGCCUGCCUUUGAGUCCACACCUACGCCAAGGCCCUCACCUCGCGGCAGGUUGGUUGGAACGCCGAAAACGGUGUCGCCCGGAGCAGAUGGAGAUCAAAUCGGCACAAUCCCGGUGAAGAGGCCUUCGGAGGACAUGGAUACGCAGACGAGGAAAAAGCGGAAGACCAACGCUGUGGGCCUUGCCACCACUAGGGUCCAGAGUGCAUUCCUACCUGCAAGCCACAGUACAAUUGCAUCUGCUGCACAAAGCAGCUCCGGCGCUCAGCCGACUCCGCCUCACUCCAUAAACCACACACCCGUCGCAGACGAUAGUGCCUCACAGCCACCCCCACCCACGCCUACCCCGGCAAACCUUCUCGCAAGUUUGUCGUUUGUGAAGUCACAGCUACCUCGGCAGAUCGAAGAACUUCCCUGUCAACCUCGCGCUUCGGUGCCGACGAGGCUUCCAACACCUGUCAGCCCCACGACCCCGUUUGCGAUUAGUGGCGGAAGUCCUAUACCUGGCAGUGCUGAAACCGUCCGACAUGAAGCGUCGCGCUGCUCCAGGCAGGCCUCGCCUCAGCGACCAUCGGACCCACGCUUAUUGCCCACACCUCGCUCUAGCAUGUCUGCUCCCAUUCAUACUCCGCCCACAACACCUGCUGGUUUGCCCAAGCCUGCGCUAAGCACGCCUGAGCAGGACGCAAUCAUGCAGGGCUCCGUUUCUGCUCCGCCAGAACCCAAGACUCCUCAGCUCCCCUCGUGGGCCCAGAUCUCAGCUUCGGCGCAUCCCCCUCCGAGCGCGUCCGCGUCUCCCGCUCUUCCAGCACCCAACCCUCCGCCUACCCACGCGCUUGCGACGCCGCCCAUAUCUGCACACAAUUCCGCUCCCGCGUCGUCGUUUAUGUCCCCGACGCACAAGCAGUACCUCUCGUCCGUAUCCCGCAAGGCGCAGGAGAUCGACCGGCACGUCGCCGUCAACGCGUGCGCGCACCUCGACUUGUUCUUCGCGAUCUCGGACAUGGCACGGCGCGCUGCGAAGUUCGACGCGCUGCUGCUGCGCCAUGCGCAGGAGAGCGCCGUCAACGCGCUCGGUGGGAUGCUCCGCCGCGCUGGCGGUGAGGUCGUCGAGCGCUGGAAGGAAGUGCAGGCACGUGGAGAGGAAGUCGCGGAUGAUGUGCUGGACAUUCUCCUUGAGGACCUCGAGGAGCGGCUGGAGAAGAUGGAGAACGAGCGAGUGUAG
Messenger RNA from Phanerochaete carnosa HHB-10118-sp, 2667 nucleotides. RefSeq lists its product as uncharacterized. NCBI's taxonomy places the organism in Eukaryota, Fungi, Basidiomycota, Agaricomycetes, Polyporales, Phanerochaetaceae. Bases 1 to 2667 code for a protein of 888 amino acids. The record is from RefSeq and is a predicted model, not a curated record. The transcript has 4 exons.